UUACUUGUAUAUGUGUGUUUUUUUUUCAGCUAUACCUCAAGAUGCUGUACCAGUACCACCACCCACUGUGUCGCCUUUGUCAACGUCACCAAAACCCAUUGUAAAUGUGGAUAUUCAAUGCAACUUUGAAAAUGCUAGUCGGCCUAUAUGUGAUCUUAAGCAGGACACAGGUGACAACGUUGGAACAUGGGCACGAGUAAACGCCUCUGAUCCGCCAUCAUCCAAUCACCCAAUAUCUGACCACACUGUUCGCAAUAGUUCUGGCCACUACAUUGCUGCCUUACGACAUACAAAUGAUGACAGCAAGGGAGAAGUAACGGCACGGUUAAAAACUCCCACUUUAGAUCCUAAUCUUGACUAUUGCCUUACCUUCUUUUUACACCAUGUGGGAGACAGCCCUCCACCUGUGGUUGUUAAUGCUGAGGUUACGACAUCAAGAUGUCCAAGAAAAGAUGACCUGUCUUGUUCAUUCACUGAAGGGCUUUGUGGAUUUAGGCAAGAGGAAGUUUAUGAUAACAUAGACUGGAUUUGGCAUGAUGCCAAUGGGCAUGAUGAUCCUUACCUGCCUGAUGAAUCCAAAGCUCAUGAUUAUUACGUAUACCUCAAUACAUCUGCCCCAAAAGGAUCUAAGGGAGUCCUCUAUACUACCAAUUAUUGGUUAACAGAGCCUCACUGCCUAACAUUCCAAGUCCACAUGCACUCUGAGAUGGGCCAGGAUGCUGCUUUGAAUGUCCUUAAUAUUGGAGAAGGAAAUAUAAAGGAUGGAGAGCUUCUUUUGCAUGCCAGAGAAGAUUUUGGCUCAGAUUGGGUCACAUUACAGCUUAACUUGGAGCCAUCACUGAAGCCCUUCCAUCUAGCAUUUGAAGGCAUCAUGGGUAAUCACAUGAAUGGUGUGUACUCAACUUUUGCCCUUGAUGAUGUGAAAUUGACCCCUGGAAUGUGUAACAGUCCUGCAUCAUGCUCAUUUGACAGUAACCUGUGUUCUUGGUAUUCUAAUGAGAACUUAGGUGAUGAUGAGUGGCAAUUUGCUGGUCCAGGGGAGGUAUCCAUUAACACCAGACCUUACUCAGAUUCUACCCAAAGAGAUAACUUGGGAGGAUUUGUGUUUAUUGAAGCAGAUGAGAACCUGUCAAAUAACAGAGCAUGGCUUAUGAGUGAAAGACUGCCACCAAUUGUAUCAGCUGAACGUUGUCUGACUUUUUGGUACCACUUGUAUGGGGCAGAGGGCACUAAGUUGUCAGCACUUAUGUAUGAUCCAAACUCUGGCUCACUUACUACAUUAUGGAAGCUCUCUCCAUCCACUCCCAUAUGGGACCCAGGCUGGCAGUAUGCUGCUGCCCCAUUCUCUGCUUCAUAUAUUCAUCAGGUCAUCAUGGAGAGUGUGAUGGGGACGGGAUUCAUGGGUGAUGUUGCUGUGGAUGACAUUGUUGUAGCAGCUGAUGGAUGCAUCAUCCAACCAAGUGAAGCCAAUAAUGGGGUCAACUACACUACACCGGUCAUUCCUACGUCUGAGCCAGCUACCAGUGUGCCCCCUGGACUUUAUGACUGCUACUUUGAUGAAGACCUCUGUAUAUGGAAGAGUGAAGCAGGAUCAGUUUGGUGUGAAGUUUUAAUAUGGCAGGAUUUUGCUUGGAAUCGUUGA
Homarus americanus (American lobster) is the source of this 1642-nucleotide messenger RNA. RefSeq names its product MAM and LDL-receptor class A domain-containing protein 1-like. The transcript is spliced from 9 exons. Bases 11 to 1642 code for a protein of 543 amino acids. The record is from RefSeq and is a predicted model, not a curated record. Gene Ontology annotation, cellular component: membrane. NCBI's taxonomy places the organism in Eukaryota, Metazoa, Arthropoda, Malacostraca, Decapoda, Nephropidae.